CCCUCACAGUGAUUGGUAACCAUGGGGUUCGGCAUUGGCAAAAAUUCGAUCAUCAAACGUGUAAAAGUAGAGAAAUCUUCGGAACACUCUGCUUUUCGAUAUCGUAUACAGCUGGUCGAUGAAUCUUUGAUUGCAGAAGCAGCCAAAUUUAUGGAUGAAUAUUUCAUCGCAAAUAGCAACCUUGAAAACUCUUAUGAUUCCGUUGACGACGAGGAAAUGAUUGACAAAAACUAUUCGUUCUGGAGAGUGCCACUGUCUGAGGGCAUAUCACUUGCAGCGUUUUUGGAAGAUGAUGAGGACGAUGAAAGCCGCAUGAUUUGUUGCAGUGUACUUGGAGUGGAGAAAAAAGAAGAAAAACCUGUUGUGUCAAAACCUGAGAAACCCUCUAAGAGGGUUGAACAAAUACUCCAGACUCAAGAGGACCUUAUAGGAAAAGCUGACGUAUUCUCAUUGUUCAAUUGCGACGCGUACGUCACAGGACACGGCAUGGCGACGGCGCCGAAGUUCCAACGGCGCGGGAUUGGUGAAGAGAUGUUGCGGGCGCGUUCCCAAAUUUGCAGGCUUACCAACAUCCCAGUCAGUGCCGCCGUAUUUACCGGGGAAGCCUCCCAGAAGCUCGCCAAGAAAUGCGGCUACGAGACACUCGCCGAGCUGGAUCUCACAACUUACCGCAUCGAUGGCAGACUCAUUUACCCGAACCCGGGUUGGCCCGUUAUCAAGUGGAUGGCAGUUCGAUAUUUCUAAAUAGACAGCCUUUAGAGAUAUAGUAGCGACAAAGUAGGACAUAGACAGGACAUAGAUGCCUAAAUAAGAGGGUACGUAACGAAAACUGGAAUAGUUUUGUCGCCGUUACAGCGAAAACACAUUUUUCGGUCAUAUUGUUAGUUGUAAUGAUAAUCGCUCGAUUUUUUUUUUUUUUUUUCAUUAAUCUACACAGGGGUACGUCGGUACGUGUUACAACGUUUUUCAACGAUUUAUUACUCUACUUUUCAAUUUUAACAUAUAAAUGGCCGAAAAUGUGCUGUCUGUUACGCUGACUUUUUACCGCGUAACAGAUAGCACAUUUUCGGAAUUUACCUAAUAGUAAGUGAAAAGUAGAGCAACGAAUCGUUAGAAAGCAUCAAAGGCGUAACUCUUUGAAGAUUAAUGCGAAAAAAUUCGAGUAGUUAUCAUUAGUACUAAAAUAUGAUAGAAAAAUGUGUUGUCUGUUACGGUGACAAAAUUAUUCCAGUUAUCAUGAAACCACCCAAGAAAAGUAUGGAUACUGAGUUAUUUGUAACCAAUUUUUUGCCCCCUCAGGAACAUCACAUGGUAGCGAUUCUGAGGGACGAAGGGAGGGGGGUUCCCAACCUGGUUAUCAUCUGCUGCACUUGUUACCAACCUUAAGAUUCUGGGUUGUAGAGAUCUUUUUGAAUCUGAUGCACGAACUUGAUUUCAAAACUGAGAGCGCGUAUGACUGUGUGAUUUGAGUAAUGUAAUAUGAAUGAUGCGAAUAAAAUAUCAUUUUCAGCCAUUUUGAAUCACAUGUA
Bemisia tabaci is the source of this 1529-nucleotide messenger RNA. RefSeq lists its product as uncharacterized. Gene Ontology annotation, molecular function: N-acetyltransferase activity. NCBI's taxonomy places the organism in Eukaryota, Metazoa, Arthropoda, Insecta, Hemiptera, Aleyrodidae. The record is from RefSeq and is a predicted model, not a curated record.